UUUGGUCAUUUUCCCUCUCUAAACCCCUCAAAAUUCUUGCAACUACAAGCACUAUAGGUGUUCAUAAUUCAUAAGAGUGAACUUCAGACUCAUUUAACUGAUAUUUAUUCUUCAGGGGUACAGAAUGGCUAUCAACUCGAGGACGGAAUUGCCGGGAGAUAGACUGAAUUCGAGAGCACUCAACUUGCACAACAUGCCAAAAAAACCUGUUGCAUCAAUCAGCAAACAACAGACUCCACUUGAUCUCUUACGUACACUAUAUGAGGGAGCUAUAGCUGGAGCUGCUGCUGGUGUUGUUGUAGAAGCUGUUCUGUAUCCUAUUGAUACAAUUAAAACUCGACUACAAGCAGUUCGUGGUGGGGGACAAAUCAUUUUGAAAGGUCUUUAUUCAGGAUUGGCUGGAAAUCUUGCUGGUGUAUUACCAGCAUCGGCAAUAUUUGUUGGUGUAUAUGAACCUACCAAGAGAAAAUUGCUGGAGAGCUUCCCUGAAAAUCUUAGUGCCUUAGCUCAUUUGACUGCAGGUGCUAUAGGCGGAGCUGUUUCUUCUAUUGUCCGUGUACCCACUGAGGUAGUUAAGCAAAGGAUGCAGACUGGCCAAUUUGCUUCUGCCCCUGAUGCAGUCCGACUAAUUGUUGCUAAGGAAGGGUUUAGAGGCCUUUAUGCUGGUUAUGGCUCUUUUCUACUGCGAGACUUACCUUUUGAUGCAAUCCAGUUUUGUUUAUACGAGCAACUGCGGAUGGGAUAUAAGUUAGCUGCAAAAAGGGACCUUAAAGAUCCUGAGAAUGCAAUGAUUGGUGCCUUUGCAGGUGCAAUAACGGGAGCCAUAACUAUUCCCCUUGAUGUGAUAAAAACCAGAUUGAUGAUUCAGGGUUCAACAAAGCAGUAUGAAGGCAUUUUGCAUUGUGUUAGCAGUAUUGUAAAAGAAGAAGGAGCCUCCACUCUUUUUAAGGGAAUAGGGGCAAGAGUACUUUGGAUAGGUAUUGGAGGAUCCAUAUUUUUUGGUGUUCUUGAAAAGGUAAUUGUUGCUACAAGACCGGAAAUAGUUCUCUUGCAACAUUUCUUCAUUUGUCUGUGAAUUAUGGUUGGCUGAACCCUAUUGAAGAUAAAAGGGGUAUGACAUUAUGAAAUUGUAGACAGACGCAACAUAGUGAGCCACGGCCCACGGGAUUAGUGUAAUGCAGGAAGAUUUGGGUCAUUUUGCAGUUUGCCUUUUCCUUUUUCGUUUUCUUCCACAUUUUUAUUAUCAGACCUUUUUCAAUAUUCUUUGUAUUUUUCCUCUGGUGUAUUCUUCCAUUCAUUUUGUCAUUUAUCGGGGAAUUUGUAUUUGAUGAGAUUUCAUAAAUCUAUUCAUUUUAAAUUCUUCCCGCGUUA
Molecule: messenger RNA, 1371 nt
Organism: Nicotiana tabacum (common tobacco)
Lineage: Eukaryota; Viridiplantae; Streptophyta; Magnoliopsida; Solanales; Solanaceae
Product: S-adenosylmethionine carrier 1, chloroplastic/mitochondrial
Biological process (GO): transmembrane transport
Source: RefSeq, a predicted model, not a curated record